AUGGUUCUGCCUGACGAACGCCUCCUCUGGGGAAGAUUUUCACUUACUCGGAAAGAAGAGAAAGCGGCGGAGUUCAGAGAGGGAAGUCUCAGAAUUAUCACUAACUGGGCUCUUUUCGCCACGCAAGCUGGCUUUUGGGAAGAUCCCGCAAUGGGCAAUAUCGACGAGGAAUAUGAUCGGCUCGUUGAACACCUUCACGACUGCACGAAGAAGGCUGAGAGUUUCAAAGCCACCAAGAGACUUCUGUUUCUUGAAAUUCUUGAGUUUAUACGCCAGCGUGGAGCUGCACGAGCUGCAGGCAACCAAGAACUCACGUCCGAGCUCGCAAGGCAUUGCAGAGAGGCGAUGAAGGAAGAUCUUAAAGAGAGAAGAGGGGAAGUGCUGGUUGAAGCUGCAGAGGCGGGAAAAACCCUACGCUAUGCUCGUCCAGUCUUCGCCAGUCGCAAGACGAGGAUGACUGCUCUCCGGAACCCGAAGGGAACAACCAUUGCAUCAAGAAGGGGAUGGAGAAGAUCAUCUGCGACUUCUAGUCUGAUCUCUUCGACAGCCAUGUCUAUUUGCCUCCUCACCAUCUGA
Molecule: messenger RNA, 576 nt
Organism: Necator americanus (New World hookworm)
Lineage: Eukaryota; Metazoa; Nematoda; Chromadorea; Rhabditida; Ancylostomatidae
Exons: 1
Coding region: 1-576 (191 amino acids)
Source: RefSeq, a predicted model, not a curated record